AUGGGUCCGCCUGUCACUCGUUCGCGCACUCUCUCUUCUGGUUCUAGGGCUGUUGCCCCGAUUUCAAGUUUAGAGUCUUGGGCUGUUGCCCCGAUACACAGAUCAGUUUCUCUGGCGAGCGCCACUGGACGGCUCGUUCGUACUUUGCAGGAACUCAACGAUGGCGACAACGCAUAUGGGAAAGAUGCGAAGACAUUGCGGGAUGCUGCUGCCUUGGCAACUACGGAAGUUUGGAACGACACCAGGGCAGCAACCACUUCGUUAGCAAGGAAAGUGGACGAAGAUACUCCUACUUUGCUUCAUGAUAUAGGGGAGUCGGCUUCGGCAGUCGGGAACAGGAUUGUUGCUAUUCCUAUUGUUGCAACUUAUAGCCCGGAUGGGCCGACACCCAGACUAGUGCCGUUUACAGGGGUAGCGCGUGAGAGGAUAGAGGAGUUGAGUCAACAGGAGCGCUGCGACUUCAACGCAAUUGUAGCGCAUCUCAAACAGGCAUUUGAAGGCCUACAAUAUCGUUACAUGGCGAGGCAGGCGUUGUCUGCUUGCCAACAGCAGACUAGAGAGUCAUCGGCGACAUUCGCUAAUCGUCUGCUGAAUCUGGUCCGAGCCGCUACGACCGGCCAGGACCCAUGUAGUCAGAAGGAACGGGUCCUUGAGGAAUUUGUGGCUAGGUUGCGUCCUGACAUACGCUACUACGUCAAGUUAGACAACGUUCGAGCAAGCGGUAGAGAAGGCCCAAAUGGUUGA
Molecule: messenger RNA, 744 nt
Organism: Necator americanus (New World hookworm)
Lineage: Eukaryota; Metazoa; Nematoda; Chromadorea; Rhabditida; Ancylostomatidae
Exons: 2
Coding region: 1-744 (247 amino acids)
Source: RefSeq, a predicted model, not a curated record